Messenger RNA from Acanthochromis polyacanthus (spiny chromis), 3417 nucleotides. RefSeq names its product CKLF-like MARVEL transmembrane domain containing 7 (gene cmtm7). Bases 138 to 617 code for a protein of 159 amino acids. Gene Ontology annotation, cellular component: membrane. The record is from RefSeq and is a predicted model, not a curated record. Lineage: Eukaryota; Metazoa; Chordata; Actinopteri; Pomacentridae. The transcript is spliced from 5 exons.
GUGUUUCUCAGUGUAACUUGACAGUGAGGACGGAGACGGGCGGUACCUGCUGAUACAGUCGAUGCUGUUACCGUUUCCAGUCGGUGAUUGACGUUUAACUAGUUCACACGUUCGUUUACCGGCCGUUUACCGUCAGCAUGUCGCACACCGUCAUCACCACAACGACCACGACGGUUCGGUCCGGUGGAAGCAUCCUGAACACCGGCUACCUCGGCACCAUCCCGGGAAUGCUCAAAAUAGGACAGACGCUCUCCUUGCUCAUCGCCUUCCUGUGCGUCUACUGUGUUAAUGGCUGGCCCAACUGGCACGCCUCCUGUUUCUUUGUGGUGGUGGCGCUCUGGUUCCUCCUCGCCUUCUCAAUCUUCCUCCUCAUGCACCUGUUCAGGCUGCAGGGCAAAAUGCCAUGCAUCAACUGGCCUCUGACGGAGUUCUUCCAUUACUCCGUGGGGUGCGUCCUCCUCUUCAUUGCCUCCAUCGUCGCCGCGGUGAACAACGGAAGAGCUUCAGCGCUGGUGGCCGGAUCGGUGUUUGGCUUCAUAGCGACAUUCCUGAUGGCUGUUAAUCUGUGGACGUCCUACAGCAUGGCUUGUGGCCGUCAGGCUGGUGCUUCAGUGUAGAAAAACAUCCGUCAUGAAGGAACCAGACGGCUGAGUCGGCAGUUUGCGGUGUCCAUUUUUCUGCCUGGCAACCACCCUGAUAAUCAGCUCGAUUGGAUGAUAGCUGCAGAGGUAACAGAAGCGCUGAUCCAGGACCAGUUUUCAACAAGCUGAAACAAAACCAUCCCUGAUUAUCAUGGUGAAACGCUGAAGCAGUAGAGUAGUUAAAAUAUUACUUUUUAUAUUCCUCAUUGAAUCCUGUCAAACCUCUAUAGUCAUGUUUUCAUGUUAAAGGUGCUCAGUGUCACAUUUUACCCAAACACAUCACGAGUGGAUGACACUGCGGUGCAAACAAUCAGUCACAUGCUGUUGUUGUCUUAUUAACAUUUCCCAUCAUCGCUGCUGCUUCUCACCUUAUAAGCUUUUUAUCUGCCACCAGAAGCUUUUUAGAAAACUUUAAGCUGCUUUAGUUUUAAAAUGACAGCGCCUUCCUGCUCAUGUGUGCCAUAAAUCAAACCAGGCGAAUUCCCUCUCGCAGGUCUGACAGCAGCCUCGUUGUCUCUUUGUUCUUCUCUUCAGUGGUUUACAGCUUAAUUUGCUCAAUUUGUUAACAAAAGUCUUAUCCAUUCCGACUUUUUUUAUUCUCCUUUGAAAAUUCCUCAAAUUCAGCAAAAACAGUUUGGACCACGGAUGUAAUACAAACUCUUCUUUUUUUUAACCCUCUGAACUCUGAGCAGCUUCUGGGUGUAUUUUUUAUUUUAUUUUAUUUUAUUUUAUUUUAAUGCAGUAUCAAGUCCUGCAUCUCUAUUGAAACAGCACAGCCAAGACAAGAACUAGAGAGAGAGCUCAAAACUGUCUUCUGUGCAGUACGGUAUAGUUAGAAUGAAAAAAGUAAAAUCAAACUAACAAAAAAAAAACGGAAUCAUGUUAAACAUUUUUCUAAGUGUCCACAGCUAGAAAAAGUGGAGGCUCCAUAUAUAAUAGAUAUUUAACUAUUUAUAUAUUAAUUGUUUCCUCUCUGCUCUGUGGAAACACAGCCUGCAGUUCAACCAAAAACACCAUUUUUGUCUCUUGACUGUUGAUCACAUCUGAGUCAGUCAUGGCUUCUCAGUUGUGCUGAUGCUUGGAGAUUUAUGGUUUUACGGUUGAGUUUUGGUGAGUUUCUAAAUGAGAUGGGCAGAAUAAAGAGAUUUUAACCUCAGAUUUAGUUAUUUUUCCUGGUAAAAUGUCAAACACAGUCUGAAGUUCAGCCAAAUAGUUGCUGAAUUUGCAUUUUUAAUUUAUUUUUCGAGUGCAGACUCUGUUUUUUUGUUUUUGCAGCAAAGUUUAUUUUUGUUGAAUUUUAAUUGAGACGUAAAGUUUCAAAUUUAGCUUCAUUUUAAUUAAAUUUCUCACCAAAAUGUCACAGGUGAUAUCUUCAUUCACUGUUAGCAGGUUUGAAAUCUGGUAAUUCUUUCAGUUUCGCAGUUUUGCCUGAAAAAUUGUGUCAUUUUAGUUAUUUUUAAAAGAAAACAUGCCUUUUAAACCUGCUGGCAGGUAUUGGGGUUCAGAGGGUUUAAUCUUUUUUUCAAUGUCCAGCCAUACGGCCCUGUUAGCUUCCAAUGCUAACUCUAGCUAGCACACUAAAAUGUCAAUGAGCAGAUAUUCUGGUGUGUUAACAAACUUGAACAAGCUAAUAUUUGUCGGAUUUAACAGAAAACAAACCUGCAUGAAGCUAAUGACGUUGUUAGCAUGCUAAAACGUUACUCAGGGGCUAAAAAACAACAGCAUGCUAAAAACAAAUUAAGUGAAACAGUGAAAAACAAAAUGUUAGCAUGCUAACAAUGCAAACCAACACAAAAACCAAGAAUAAGUGCUGAAUCUCUCUCCAGUUAAAAAACAAGUGUGGUGCUAAAGUGUAUUUUUCUUAUUGUCGGAAAACUCCAUGUGUACUGUCAGUGGUCAUUAAAUGGCAUUUAGUGUAGUUAGCAAAAUGUGCGUCUUUCAAACUGAAAACCAAAAGUUAUUCAUGGAUUUCUUUUUUUUGAAAAGUUACAGGAUGCUUGAGCUUUCUGCCCCAGUGUAUUCUAUUUUUAUUUCCCUGAAUCUGUACGACGAAGGUGGACAAGACUGAAAUAAAUCUGAAUUAUUGCCUGAAACACUCACCAGUGCACCAAAUAUAGAUUUAAUAUAGCCCCUAGAAAGCACAUUUUCCUCCUGUUUCAGUAAAGGUCACUAAAAACAGCAAUGAGCAGCUGUUAAAAGUUAAACUGCUUGUUUUUGAAGUGAUUUUAAAAGUUAAAAUCUCCAAGUUUGGAGCUGAAAGUCUUGAAUUCAUGAGAGACACAUUGACGGGUUACAUCUGGGAGUUUUUGACGAUAAGAAAAAUAUAGAAUAGCACAAACAUUAUCCUUCAAACAGUGAUUUCACUGCUGUGUUAAAAAGACUGUGUCAUUGUUUUAUUAUGUAAAUGGUAAAGCUACCAUUAAGUUUUGCUGAAGUGAUUUUUUCCUUGUCUGGGUGUCUCAGUAACUCCCAUGAAGCAUCACAUUAACUUCCACAGUUUAGAAAACAGCCUCACUGUCUGCUGGGAAAUCAAUUCGCUUUUCCCCUCAGCAUUAAAUCCUGCUUCACUACAAAAUGCUGUUCAAUUUUUCUAACAGACAGGACCAGUGCCGCUGUCUUUGGUGCUUUAAAGAAAAAAAAGACAAAACAAAAAAACAAACCGCGUGAAUUUAAAUUGAAUUUUCUAUCAUUCAUCCUGCACUCUAAAAGCACACUGGUUUUGAAUGAUGCCAAAAAAAAAAAAGAGAAAGAGACAAAGCAGUGUCCAAAUUAAACC